GGUAAUUCAAAGUUCAAACGGUCUGGUUUCUGUGAGAGGAGAAAAGAGGUUGAUAUGAGAGAUCAUGAGAAGAAUAGAAGAAGAUGCUUGGAAAGGUUUCAAGGCGUUGGUUUUGCACUGCUUCUCCUCGACCAUGGCUCUUUAUCGGCCUAGGGAACCCUGGUGAGAAAUACCAAGGAACAAGGCACAAUGUAGGGUUUGAGAUGAUCGAUGCGUUUGCAGAAUCACAAGGUAUUUUGAUGGAUAAGGUUCAGUGCAAAGCCCUCUUUGGACAAGGUUACGUUGGCAAUGUGCCGGUUCUCCUUGCAAAGCCGCAGACAUACAUGAAUUUGAGUGGUGAAUCCACUGGACCACUUGCAGCAUAUUUUAAGCUACCACUGAAUCGUGUGAUGGUGUGUUUGGAUGACAUGGAUUUGCCCUGUGGAGUGCUUCGUCUACAACCCAAUGGAGGACAUGGAAGUCAUAAUGGGCUGAAGAGUGUAAUCUAUCAUUUUCGAGGGAAUAGGGAGUUUGGUCGGCUAAGAAUUGGUAUCGGAAGACCUCCAGGGCAAAUGGAUCCCAAGGCUUUUUUGCUCCAAAAAUCAAAUGCAGGGGCCCGUUCACGAAUUGACACUGCUUUGCAAGAAGGGGUUGAUGCAUUGAAGCUCCUCUUAUCCAAAGGUUUUACGGAGAGUGCUAGAUGCUUCAACAGAGAGCAGAAAUACAAGCAUAUAAGGCUGCAGACAUUGCCAGGUUGAAAUGCAAGUUUUUAGGAAUCAUUUAUUUGAUUAUAUUAAGUGAUUCGCUUGAAUGAUGUUGAAAGCUGCAAGCAUCUUCACACAGGUUCUGGAGAGCACACACUUCAAGCGACGAAAAUAAAAGAAAAA
This is a messenger RNA of Telopea speciosissima, 866 nucleotides long. RefSeq names its product peptidyl-tRNA hydrolase, mitochondrial-like. Lineage: Eukaryota; Viridiplantae; Streptophyta; Magnoliopsida; Proteales; Proteaceae. The transcript has a single exon. Bases 84 to 737 code for a protein of 217 amino acids. The record is from RefSeq and is a predicted model, not a curated record. Gene Ontology annotation, molecular function: peptidyl-tRNA hydrolase activity.